Molecule: messenger RNA, 2157 nt
Organism: Diorhabda carinulata
Lineage: Eukaryota; Metazoa; Arthropoda; Insecta; Coleoptera; Chrysomelidae
Product: GATA zinc finger domain-containing protein 14-like
Exons: 2
Coding region: 1-2157 (718 amino acids)
Source: RefSeq, a predicted model, not a curated record
AUGUCGCCAAAAGCGGAAAGGAAACUGUUGUUUCCAUGUACAGCUAAUGAACUCAGAGAUGGCGCAGAAGCUCGAGUUGGCUAUCUAAAGAAAGUGAUAAUAAUAAUACCAGUGCUAUUCAUUGUUGCUUUCGGAGCUAAAUUGAAUCAGUACUUACCACCCAGACCAGAAACCGACAAUAUACAGUUUCAACCACCAGCAUUACCGAAUCAACCGAUCCCUUCUAGUAACUUACCUGAACGACAGUUUGGACCUUCAAAAGCUUCCGAACAAUCUGGACAAUCUAAGAGUCCGUUUGGACAAUUUGCUAAAAAAAAUUCACCAAAUCUAGGUUACAAUCAAGUUGGGCAGCUUCCCAAAAAUAACGUUAAUAUAGCCCCAGAACAAUAUGAACAAACUUCUAAUCCUUUCGGACAAUUUUCUCAGAAAAAUACUUUUAAUACCAACAAUGGUAACCCCAGCAGACAGUAUUUACCUCCCAAUAAUAAAGAUACUUCUGUACAAAGUUCAAAUUCAGUUGGACAAUUCCAAAUUCCCAGUUUUAAUUCUAAUGGAUAUAACAAAGAAGAAAAUAAAGGUUUAAAUCCUAAAGCUAAUUCACAAAUCAACUCAUUUGGACAGUUUCCUAAUCAAAGGCAAGGUUAUAAUGUACCAGCUGGUGAGUUCAACGGACAAUUUCCUGCUGGGCAAAGUAUCACUGGACCUCAAUCAGCUCCAGUAGGCUUAAUCAGAUCCGAAUUCAAACCUGAUUCUGGUGAUGGAUAUUACAAUUAUUUAUACGAAACAGAAAAUGGAAUCACUGCUGAAGAAGAGGGUGGUGAAAAGAAUGACGGAAAAUCGGCUCAAGGUAGUUUUUCCUAUACUUCGCCUGAGGGUGAACAAAUUACGAUAGAAUAUACCGCUGAUGCAAAUGGAUUUGUCCCUAAAGGGUCCUACGUACCUGAGAUUCCUGAAGCCAUUGCGAAGUCUAUUGAAUUGAAUAAAGCUGCUGAAGCUCGAGGAGAAUAUAACGAAGGCUCCUAUAGAGAUGAAUACAAUGACGAUUCCAAUGGAAACAAAGGAAAUGCUCAAUUUAGCUCGUUCCAAGGUCCUAAUGCUUAUGGAUACCAAAAAUCUGGACCUACUAGAAACAAUAAUUUCGCGGACCAAGGUACUUUUGCUUCUGAAGAUAACAAACAAGUUUCUCCAUUUGGACAGCAAAGCAAUGGCAUUUCUUCAUAUGACCAGAAAAUUAAUGGAGUUCCGAAAACUUUAGCACAACAAAGUUAUAGAUCUCAAACACCUCCAGGGCAAAAAGGAACCCAACAAAAUAACAAACAAUUACAAUCUUCUUUGAGACAACAAAACAAUGGUCCUAAAACAUCUUUUGGACAAAAUUAUGGCAGUAACCAAUAUUCGGCACCUGUUGAAACCAACAUUCCUGAUCAAGGUACUUUUGCUUCCCAGCAAAACAAACAAGUAACACCAUUUGGGCAACAAAACAAUAUUCCUUCCACUUCUUUUGUACCUUACAAUAAAGCCCCAGUCACUUCUUCUGGAAAUAAUAAUGAUCUUCGUCCUUCUGGACAACAAUAUAAUGUUCCAGCUACUUCUUUUGGACAGCAAACUAAUGUACCUAAAACUUCUUUUGAACAAAACAAUGAUGAUAUCAAUGGCUACCAAUAUGCUGCACCUGGAAAGAAUAACUUUGCUGAUCAAGGUUCUUUUGCUUCUCAGCAAAGUAAACAAGUAACUUCAUUUGGACAACAAAACAAUGUUCCUUCUACUGCUUUUGGAAGUCCAAAUAAAUUUCCUUCUACCUCAUUUGGUAAUAAUAAUAAUGUGGGUACUUUUAGACCACAAAACGAAGGACCAAAAACUUAUGGACAAAGCAAUGACGAUAUUAAUGGUUACGAACAAUCGGCACCUGGUAAUUAUAACUUUGCUGAUCAAGGUACUUUUGCUUCUCAACAAAACAAGCAAAUAACUCCAUUCGGACAUCAAAACAAUUCACCUGCUACAUCUUUUGGAUCUCAAAAUAAAGCUCCAUCUACUUCAUUUGAGGAUAAUGUUUCUUUUAAGCAACAAAACAAAGGGCCUAACGUGAACUUCCAGUAUGACGAACCUUCUGGACAAUAUGGGACCGUACAGGAUAGUCAGGGUGGAUAUAAAUAUUAA